Messenger RNA from Amyelois transitella, 5380 nucleotides. RefSeq names its product paxillin (gene Pax). The transcript is spliced from 9 exons. Lineage: Eukaryota; Metazoa; Arthropoda; Insecta; Lepidoptera; Pyralidae. Gene Ontology annotation, biological process: cell-cell adhesion; positive regulation of integrin-mediated signaling pathway; cell-cell junction organization. The coding region runs from base 159 to 2111 and encodes 650 amino acids. The record is from RefSeq and is a predicted model, not a curated record. Gene Ontology annotation, cellular component: cell-cell junction; cytoplasm; focal adhesion.
UUUGCACGUUCUAAGGAUAAAAGAUAUUUAAAUUUAGAAUCCCUUCCUUUGCCCUUGCAGUUCUUUUUUCUUUUAUACGGCGUGGCUUGCAAAUUUCUCCAGUCAGUAACGCGCGCGAUUUAGCUGCUAGUGAUAUUCCUUAACUUUCGAGUGUCAUUAUGUACAGACAAAGUACGAGUACACAUUAUACCGUAAACGAUGACGUUUAUGGAAAAAUAUUGAAAUCUCCUUCGAAUACUAAAAAUACAAGCACGCAUUAUACUGUCAAUGAUGAUGUGUAUGGAAAAAUAUUGAAGCCCAACCCAAUUCCGAAGCCACCUAGGGUGUUUUCUGAUUAUGAAGAUAUUUAUGAAUCUGUUGAUGUUAAGAAGACUCUAAAUUCGGAUUAUGAAGAUGUCUAUGAGUAUGUCCAAGCUAGAGAGAAGACUGCACAAUUUAAACCAACUAUUCAUGAGACUGUCGAAGAUGCCCUGCUUGCCGACCUCCAGAACUCGAUUAACCCUGGCGGCCGAGUUGGCAGCCCUGGUGCCAGGACUGCCUCCCCUGGCGGCCGCAGUUCUCCAGGCAGAACUGCCUCCCCUGGCCGAAUUUCCCCUGGACGCCUAAGUUCCCCUGGAGGCAGCCUCAGCUCCCCGACGUCUACGGGAUAUGGGUCUAUAAAUGGAUCGAGGAAUAUUAGCUCGGAUUAUCACAAGCCUGCGUCUCCAACGUACCAGAACACAAGUUCAGUGCACGAGAAAGUGAUACCAGUGAAAUACAACAGCAGCCAGUACGGCAAUCAGGCCGGUUACGGCUCGCAGUCAGCCGGAUACGGCAGGACCCAGCGGGGGAACCUUUCGGAGCUGGACACGCUUCUGGAUGACCUGAGCAACGCUAGAUACGGCAGUUAUGACAAGAACUACGCCGACAGGAAUGGUGCUGGCGAUGGAUAUGCCAGAACGAAUGGUGCUACCAGCCCAGCAUCUUCGAGACCCACAGUGGACUCCCUGCUGGACCAGCUCAGCGCAGACAUACCCAACGGUCGAGCGUCCACAUCCCCCGUGCCCCCGUCCGGAUCGUUACCCCGGCCCGGCACCAAACAGGUCACGGUGACCGUGCAAGAGACGGUGGUGGAACCGGCGCAAGCGCAGCAGCAACCCCCCACCACGGUGGCGCCACAUCGCCCUCACUACCACGCCUCCAAUGCUACCAAGGAGCUUGAUGAUCUGAUGGCGUCACUGUCUGAUUUUAAAGUGAGCGGCGGCGGAGGCGAGGGCGGUACCCACGUUUACCGGGAGAAGCGCGCGUGGCAGGAACACUACCGCAGCAGCCCGCGGCAACCCGAGUCCGCCUCUCUGGAGCACAUGCUCGGAUCCCUCCGCGCAGACAUGAGCCGCCAAGGGGUACAGACCCCCCAGAAGGGGUGCUGCAACGCCUGCGAGAAGCCCAUCGUCGGACAGGUCAUCACCGCGCUGGGUCGGACGUGGCACCCGGAACACUUCACCUGCGCCCACUGCACUCAAGAACUGGGCACGAGGAACUUCUUCGAGAGGGAAGGCAGGCCUUACUGCGAACCCGACUACCACAACCUCUUCUCGCCGAGAUGCGCCUACUGCAACGGACCAAUCCUUGACAAAUGCGUGACGGCGUUGGAGAAGACAUGGCACACAGAGCACUUCUUCUGUGCUCAGUGCGGACAACAGUUCGGUGAGGACGGCUUCCACGAAAGGGACGGAAAGCCGUACUGCCGCGCCGAUUAUUUCGACAUGUUCGCGCCAAAAUGCGGCGGAUGCAACAAACCCAUCAUGGAGAACUACAUCUCGGCGCUAAACACCCAAUGGCACCCGGAUUGCUUCGUUUGCAAGGAGUGCCGCGAGCCUUUCCACGGGGGCUCGUUCUUCGAACACGAGGGGCAGCCCUACUGCGAGACCCACUAUCACGGCAAGAGGGGUUCCCUCUGCGCCGGCUGCCACAAACCCAUCGCCGGCCGCUGUAUCACAGCCAUGUUCAGGAAAUUCCAUCCAGAACACUUCGUUUGCGCCUUCUGCCUCAGGCAACUGAAUAAGGGGACCUUCAAAGAGCAGAACGAUAAACCGUAUUGCCAUACUUGUUUUGAGAAAUUGUUCGGUUAAGUAAGAGAGAUUAAUCAUAGAUGGCGCUGUUUCGGUUUUUAAUAUUCUUAACUGUUGAAAAUUCUACCCACAACACUUCGCCUUCUUCUUCUUCUGCCUCAGGCAAACUGAAUAAGGGGAUCUUCAAAGAGCAGUGAUAUACAGUACUACCAUACUUGCUUUGAGAAACUGUUCGGUUAAGUUCAAAAGAUGGCGCUGUUUCAAUUUUUCAAUCACUUCCGAUAUUCUUUCUACGAAUGAACUCUUAAUUGUCAUGAGACAUUCAUGUAUUUAUUUAAAUGAAGGUUGAAAUAGAAGAACUAUCUGUCAUUUGUACAUGUUCGCGGUUAUAGUCUCUCAUCAACAUAACAACAAAAAUAUAAAGGCAGGUAAAUCAAGAAGUCGGUGCAUACUUUUGAUAACUUUAAGUAUAUUAGUGAUUGUUAAUACAAAUUUCUAGGGAACAGAACAACAUCCCUGGUGUAUUGAAGUCGAAUAGGCAGCAGUAAAUCCAUACUACAUAAUAGUGGUGCUGUAAUGCCUGUUGUAACAGGAUACGCAUCAACAAAUACAUAUUCCAUAGAUUUUUAUACAAUUUGCACAAAAAUUAAAUAGUACAAUAAAAUGUAGCAACACAAUGUAGCGUUAGAUUUUAUUGUAACGUGCCUAAACUUUCCUGGUUAUGUAAUUGAUAAAACUUUAUCGAUAAGACGGACGAUUUGAUUCGAAUAUUUAUUUUUACCACGUUUUUAGUCGGUUUAAAACAUAACAUCUGUUUAAAAACCUUAUGUCUUGGAGUUAAGGAUGGUAACAUAAUGAACAAAUCCUCAUUUAUGGUACAAAUAUUUUUUAAGAUAAACGUUUAUCUAUGAUAAUCGAACAUUACAUCAAACACGAACAAAAAUAAUAAGAAGAUUUGCCAUCAUUGGUUCAAGUCUUUGACAAACACCUAAACGAAUAAAAACGUGGAUGCAAAAAAAAAUUUCUCGGAAUUUAUAUUUAACUUACGAAUGAAACGAUUAGUUAGGCACUAAUUAAAUAUAAUAAAAUUGAUUAGAUUACAGACUAGAUUAGUCAUUUGACUGUCCUAAUCUUUACUAGUGCAUGUGAUGACUAAAUUAUUAAGCCCAGGUCACACAACUAGGCGCUUCACUUGAGGUUUUACUCAACGUAUUUCAGUAGACAUUUCUUACUGUUUGUUAAUUCUAUAAUGUUGAAAACUCACUUUGGCACUAAAAUAGUACAAAAUAUUAAUAAAAAAACACCGUAAGUUUUCCUAAAGCUUUGACAAAAUUGAUCACUAAAACCGAUCAUAAAUCAUUUUGUUAAAAGUCAACAGCAACAGCAGUCAACGCUAAUGGGUUAAACAUAAUGACGUCUCGUUGUUUCUCUUGCUUUGUUUUGCUGUGCUAUGCAGGGCAUAACUGAACUGUAUUUAUUUUGUAACAUACUAUCAUCGACAGUAAAAACUCUAAAUCUAGUCGAAAUAUUUACUUGUUGAACAGGUUAUUGUAAUAUUUUAUGGACAGGGAAUCGGUUAAUCAUUUGUACGAUAUCUCGCUGAACCAAGGGAAUCUCUUACUUGUUUGUCCUGGGCCUAAUUUUCGUUUUACUAAAUUGUUCUAUAUUAGAUAGGAGAUUUUUCUCGAUAAACACGUGAUGUGCAAUUAGAUUAAGUGUCCGAGACAAACGAUUUAGUGUAUAAGAUUAUAUUAUUUAAUGUCAAAUCAUUUUAGUUAUUUUUUUCAUGUAAAGUUAUUUUCUAAUGUUUAUUUUGUAACUAGCAAUUCAAGAUUUAAUAGAAGUACGAGACCUUGAUAAAAAAAGUAACAUAGCAAUCUGGUUGCACAAAUAAUUAAUAUUGAUAUCUUUUCUCAAGCCGCCUUUUAAACAAAAAUAAAAAUGUGUUUUCGUAGCUCCAAAAAUAAAUAUUAAUUAAUUUAUAAAAUAUAACUAGACCGUGUACAAAGUUACGAUUACUCAAUGGCGUUGUUUAGUUUUCAAAUAAUUUCGUCACACAAUCAUUUCAAUAAUGGAAGGAACCAUGAAACUUUAAACAGAUUUAGCCCAUGAAAUAUUUACAUGAAAUUUUUCCCCGUUUUUUUUCACAUAUUCCAUUAUUUUUGCUCCUUAUAGUUAAAGCGUGAUGUUAAAUAGCCUAAAGCCUUCCUCGAUAAAUGGUCUUUUCAACGCAAAAAGAAUUUUUUAAUUCGAACCAGUAAUUCCUGAGAUUAUCGCGUUUAAACAAACAAACUCUUCAGCUUUAUAAUAUUAAAGUAUAGAUAAAUUAUUUUUUCAAUAAGCGGUAACGUUCUGUGGUGCCUCACCUUGACAGGUAAGUUGUAAAUAGUUAAUGGGCUAAGUUAUAUAAGCAAUUUUGUAUGUUUUUAUGUCUGCUUUAAUCCUAGUGGCAAAAUAUGUGGGAUCUUUAUCGUUUCAUAAGGUGCAUUGUCAUUUAUUAUUUUAAUGCCAGUACACCUUUUUUGCAAUCAUACAUUAUUAUGAAUUUUAUUUUUGUAUGCAUCAGUUCGAAUACUUUUCUAGUUAGGUUCUCAAACCUUCCAUUAGUUACGCUACAUUUGGUGCAAUAUCACAUCAAGCUAACUCAUUCAAUGCAAUAUAUAACCUUUUUCCGCGGCAAAGAGAUUAGUAUGACUUAGCUAGACUUGCUGUAGAAUGGGUAUUGUUAUUUUUCAUUAUUAAUUUACGCGUUUAUGUUAUCGCUUCAACUCGUUAAGUGCCAAAUUUUAUCGGCAAUAUUUUAUAGUGUGGCGGCGUUAUCGCCAUGCAUUAUAAAUGUAUUGUGCUAGUUUUUGUAACUUAUCGCCACUAUUUUUUCUUAUUUCUAUAGUAACAGAGCAAAUAAGACCCAGAUAGCGGCGGCCAUUGCACGCCCUGUGUAAGAAACGAAACAAAUUAAAUUAUCAGACACAAAAUAUGGCAAAAUUUACUUUAGUAAUUUAAUUAAAAUUGGGAGUAAAAUUUUGCUUGUUUUUAUUAUUUUCAUAUAACUUGAAACUUGAACAUGUUAAUGCUAUACCUGAGUAACAAUACUUCUUGACAAUGUAAUUAAAACAACAGCUGUUUAAAUUCUAACUAUAAAUAUUGAUUUUAAAUUUCAAUGUAUGUUUAGUUGUUUAUUGGUAUGUCCUUGAUGAAAUGGUGGCAUUAAUAACUUGAACCGAAACCCGAAAUUAUAUAAAGUUAGCCGAUUAUGUAUUAAUCUAAGAGACAUGAUUUUUAUUGAAUCUGUAAUAUUUUAACAAAUAUAUUAAUGUUUUUUUAAAGGA